Molecule: messenger RNA, 849 nt
Organism: Saprolegnia parasitica CBS 223.65
Lineage: Eukaryota; Oomycota; Saprolegniomycetes; Saprolegniales; Saprolegniaceae
Exons: 1
Coding region: 33-818 (261 amino acids)
Molecular function (GO): protein binding
Source: RefSeq, a predicted model, not a curated record
AUCCGGACUCGACGAGGUUGCAGUUGGUGGGCAUGCUAACCGAGCUGCCCGACGUCUGCCGCCAGCGCCUGUACGGCUACCUCGAGGCGCGGGACCUGUGCUGCGUCGCGAGCACCUGCAGGACGCUGCGAGAUGCCAAGGCGCCGCCGAUGCACGGCCACUGGCGACGCCUCGUUGAGCGUGACAUCCUGGGCGUGCCGGUGGCUGUGCCCCGCACGUGCACGCUGCAGCGCCGCAAUGCCUUCUCAGACCUCGACAUCCACUGCAGCAACCAAGACGACGACACUGGCGCCGCGACGAAGCGCUCUUCGUUCCAGGACAAGCUCGUCUCUGCACGCACCUCGUGCGGCGUCGACGCCGACGAAGAGAAGAAGUGGUCCAUCAAACCCAUGCGCGCGCUGCCAUGGCCGGCCAUGUACCGCGUGUGUAUCCUCAAGGUCCACGCUCUGCACAACGACGACCUUCGCUUCCAAGAGGAGAUGCGCCUGCUCCAGGACUUUAAGCGCGAGCGCGGUCGGCUUAAAGAGCGCCUCGGGACGUCGGCCAAGCACAUGAAGGCGCACGACGGUAGCCGCCGCGCCGCGCCCUUGAGCUGCGUCAAGUUUCUCAACAAGACGACGCGCCGCUUCCUCGCGCUGCCGCAAUCGUCCGGAAGCAACAACCAAAAGGCCGAGCGCCACGCCGAACUCGCACGCGUCGACGAGAUCAUCAACGAGUACACGAGCUCGACCUUCUCGAUGCGCGUCCAGCUGCGCAAAGACUACCGCAAGCUACAAGGGUACCUUCUCACGGCCCGGCGCGCGCUGCAUGACUCAUAAAUAUAUAUAUACAGUAUGCUCAUUCAUCCAA